AAUCUCCGAGAAUUACUCGGUGACUUAACUUCACACGGAUCUCAGGGAAUUAGAUAUAGAAACCAAAACAAGAUAAUCUUCCACUAGAAGAAAAACAGAAAUGGUCUACUGACGAGAGAAAAGUUCCAAUUCUAAGUAAGUGAAUUGCAUCGGCCUGUCGUAUGGGAUUACGGUGAACAGAAAGUUUAUUAACACUAAUUAAAAAGUUGGAUUAAUUGGUCAUUAGUAAAUCUAGAAUAUAAUCGCUUGGAAUUGCCUUUUAUGGUUUUAUUGACUUGAGAAUGGCCGAGGGAGAAAACGCUACUUUAUUAACAUACGUACGGGAAAAAGAGGCGGCCAAGGAAGAAGUGAAAAAAAUAGAAAAGGAACUGGCAGUCACCAAAUCUAAGCUGUAUGACGCCAUCCAGAAGAUAGACGACCUCAAGGAAAAGAUCAAGACGUUAGAGGCCAGCAAACCUUCAUCAAAAUCACAAUCAACAGCAAAGUCAGGAAAUGGUAAAGCGAACCCUGGGAAAAAGGCCGCGCCUCAGGCUCAGGGCAAAAAAACAGGGGGACAGACGGACAAAGUCUCACUGGCCCCACCCUCGGACACGCCCACCUCCAGCAGACCAGGGUCGGCUAAGAACCGUCACCCUCCCAUAGCUGGCAAAGAAUCCCUCUCACAGGACUCAUUUCAAUACUACAGGGAAAUAGGAAAACUCUUUCCAGAUAUCAAGUUGUCGGUUGUAAUGGACGCAGAGAGUAAAUUCAACCAGGCAGACAUAAAUGGAGAUGGGCAAAUCGACAAGGAUGAGUUGGACCGGGUUCUGUCGCAGCACGUGACCUUGUUUACUCCGGCUAUGAUUCAGGAACUGAUCAAAGAGAUCGACCAAGAUGACAACGACACGCUGGAAUUCAUGGAAAUUCUUACGAUAUUGGACAAAAUGGGAAAACGGCGACAAAAGUUGUCCAACAUACCCACAGCAAUCCAGGAUAACAGUACCAAAGUCUGUACUAUACAAUAGUCCAUUAUAGGACUAUAGAGACUGACCAAGCACCGAGUCAUCAUCGCCAGACACAGGUUGUGGUGAGAGAAAGGACUCCUAGCCCUUGGCCUGUGAUGACGAUAGGAGAUUAUUAGUUAUAGCUGUAGACUACAAUGGGGGGAAAAGCACUUUUAGAUUUAGCAGGGAUAAUCCAACUGCUUGUAUUACUGCCUUCAUAGAUACAGAAUAAUUUACUGAUUUCUGUCUCAACAUUUAGCCAUUUAAAUUAAAUACUAAUCCAUGUUGUCGUAUCGAGCAGCAGGCUCAUUUUACAUUUUAAUGACCAAGAACCUGCCUAGUUUAGAAUGACAUGUAUUAAACAUUCCACUCAUU
This is a messenger RNA of Ostrea edulis (European flat oyster), 1358 nucleotides long. RefSeq lists its product as uncharacterized. The coding region runs from base 282 to 1004 and encodes 240 amino acids. Lineage: Eukaryota; Metazoa; Mollusca; Bivalvia; Ostreida; Ostreidae. The transcript is spliced from 5 exons. Gene Ontology annotation, molecular function: calcium ion binding. The record is from RefSeq and is a predicted model, not a curated record.